AUGCGUUCCGCUCUGCUGUUGCUGGCCAUCAUCUCAUUCGCAUUCGCUUGUGAUAUCAUCGUACACGUCAAGUCCGACACGGAUAAGAAGUUCUCAGCUCAAGUCACCGCCAGCAACGGAAAGAAGAGCGAUAAAUGGAAGUUCACAAAGAAACUACAGAAGAACACCUUCCAUCAGAAACCCGAAGAAUGUGGCCUGAAGGACUGGGAAAUUGACACUUAUGAUGAAGCCGGCAAACUUGCUCACAACGUUAAGGUAACCUUGGAUGGAAUCGGUCGCGUCACAUACAAAGUCGGAGACGACCUGAUGCCAACGCAGAAGGACCGCCAAGGAGCUACUUGCAAAGGACAAUGCGCUCCUCUGUAA
This is a messenger RNA of Haemonchus placei, 366 nucleotides long. The record is from the annotation of a GenBank genome assembly. NCBI's taxonomy places the organism in Eukaryota, Metazoa, Nematoda, Chromadorea, Rhabditida, Trichostrongylidae.